Molecule: messenger RNA, 843 nt
Organism: Monoraphidium neglectum
Lineage: Eukaryota; Viridiplantae; Chlorophyta; Chlorophyceae; Sphaeropleales; Selenastraceae
Exons: 2
Coding region: 1-843 (280 amino acids)
Source: RefSeq, a predicted model, not a curated record
AUGCGCGUCGAUGCGACGCUGCCCGGCAAGGCGCGCACGCAGGUGCGCGCGGCGGCCCAUGACGCGCUGGAUGCGCAGGCAGCUGAGGCCGCCGCGGCGGCUGCGGCUGCGGCCGCGGCGGCCGCUCAGGCGGCUGCAGAGGCGGCCGCGUGCCCGCAGGGCGCGGAGGAGCAGAUUGGCAGCACCGAAGGCGGCGUGCCGGCGGUGCAGGCGUCGGCGGGUGUGUUCGUGGGUGGGCACCAGGAUAGCGUGUCCCCAUGCACGACAGCGGUGGUAGCAGCCAGCCGGCUGUUUGUGCCGGCGGGGCAGCAGGUGGCUGUCGUGGGCUGCUCCACUGAGCAGCCGCUGCUGGCGCGGAUGGCGGGCGCGGCGGCCCAGCCGCGGGUGUCGGUUGUGCAGCAGCUGCCAAUGCAGCUGUCGCCUCAGCAGCAGCAGUCGCAGCUGGUGCGGGUGUCUUGCGAGGGGCCACGCCACCUGACACUGCCGCAGCAGCGGCAGCUGCUGCAGCGGCUGCAGCAGCAACAGCAGCAGGCGUAUGCCUUCGCCCUCAACGCAAGCGGGCAGCAGUUUGCGGGCAGCAAGAGGGCUACUGUGGGCCUGGAGGCGGCGGCAGGCGGGGGCUCUGUUCUGGAGCAGGGAGGUGGGAGCAGCCUCAGCAGCGGCGCGGCCGCGGGCGACGAGCAGGGGUCAUCCAUGGCCGCGGCAGCGGCGGCGGCGGCUGAGGCGCUGGCUGAGGCCCGGCGGCGCUCGCGGCGGAGCACGCUUGGCCGCUGGGGUGGCGGCGUGGCUGCGGCUGUUUGCUGCGGCGCGCUGCUCGAGCUCUGCCGGGCGCGCCCGCGCUGA